AUGGUCCUGUUACGCACAGCCACCCAGGCUUCUGUCUUCGUCGCUCUUGCCUUCUCUCUGAUGGCGGUCUCUAUGGACACCUUUCAGAAUGACCUUGGGGCGAUCACGCCAACCGCCAGUAUGUCGAGGAACUUUGUCUGGACAAACACUUCCAGCGCUCCACCAGAGGCGACCGUUGAGAUUCAAUUUGACGGCCUGGUCGGCUCUGGUGUCAUAAACUUAACCAGCAAUUACGGCUUUACCGUCGUCAAUCUGACAGCCGCCAGCACCUCUGGCACCUCUUGCUCCUCUCAGAAUCCAUUCACCGCCAAUGUCACUUCCGGAGCGACCAUUCCUCCGGCAUCUGCCAACAGCGUCCCGGUCACGAACCUCCCUUCGACUAAUACGCCUCUGGUCCCGUCUGACGAACCAUUCACGUCGCCGUCGUCGCUGUCGUCACCGUCUACCACAGGCGACGGGUCUCUUAGCUCCAGUCAGAGCACCAGCCUGGGUAUACCCUCUACCACUAGCACGUCGGUCGACAUCGGCCUCUUCACCGGCCUUGGAGGGCGAUCGAGAGUAUCCCUAGCUACCAUGCUGAUAUGGCUUCUCCUGGCCCUGAUCCCGACCUUUUUUGUCUGGAGCGACGAUUUCUAA
Molecule: messenger RNA, 636 nt
Organism: Exophiala xenobiotica
Lineage: Eukaryota; Fungi; Ascomycota; Eurotiomycetes; Chaetothyriales; Herpotrichiellaceae
Exons: 1
Coding region: 1-636 (211 amino acids)
Source: RefSeq, a predicted model, not a curated record